This is a messenger RNA of Paramecium pentaurelia, 300 nucleotides long. The record is from the annotation of a GenBank genome assembly. NCBI's taxonomy places the organism in Eukaryota, Ciliophora, Oligohymenophorea, Peniculida, Parameciidae.
AUGCAGUUUUAAUCUGCUUUUGAGUUGUCUAAAGUGAAUAUUUUUAUUAAAUAAUUUUCCAAAAUUAACUUACCUGUCAAUCUCUACAUAAAGAUGAAUACAAAUGAUAAAAUUAAAGGAUCUGAACAAUUAAAUAUUAAUAGUAUUGAGAUCUCGGAAGAACCUUAGACUGUAAUUUGGAAUAGCUAAUGUAAUAAUGUAAUUUAGAUAUUUGUGGAUAAAUCCUUUGGAAAUUAGAUGUCAUAUUAGACUUUUUAAAAAUACAAGAGUGAUUUGGCAAAAAAGAUCUUAUAGAAGUGA